AUGGUAGUCGUCAAACUUAAGCGAUCAGUUGACGAGAUCCUCCUCGACAAAUUCGCGGACAGCCCUCUCGGUGGCACAAAUCUAGUCCAGUUCUUCCAAUUUUACCCCGCGAUAAGAUUCUUCCCUUCUCAUAAAGAAGUAGAGCGUCUAGCUCGCCUCUAUGUGAAGGGUAUAUUCACGUCUUUCGAAGACGUGCGCUAUAUUGUUGAGCGACACGAGCAUACGAUCCGCAAGAGAUGGAGCAAGAAGAGUACUGCAAAGAAGAAAAAGCUGCUUCUUACGGCAAGGCCAGAUAUGGCAAGCGGCCAUCGCCCGGACAUUGAGACCGAUCUUGCUGAACCGGCAAGAUACAAAGAUGACCAAAGGAUUCUCACUCCUCAAGUAUGUAGGGCGCGGAACAGUGCAGCCUGCUUGGUGCCCUUUCUUAACCUAGAGGACCUUCUACAGCCCGGGACCCUUCUUACGUUCCUCAACUCGCGCGGUCGCGCCACAAUCGAAUCCUUCAGUCAAACAGAACUACUCAAUUGCCCAAUCGCCCGGUGGCCCGACUCCUGCCUCUGUCAGUAUCUUCCGGACUACACAAUGGUCUUCGUUGGAAGGAAUACGCGAAACAACUACGGUCAACUGAAGCACUGGACAGACCAGGGAGAUGCUCGAUUGGCGAUCUACAGCGGGCGAGGAGUGCAUCCAGGACAUGGACUCCAGAUACUUCGCAUACAGGAGAUCAUCUAUACAUUCUUGCAGCGAUGCUGUCACCUCUUAGUCGGCGAUAUCCUGGCCGACGAGAAAGAUCAACCUGAACGACAUCCCAUUACUCCACCGAUAACCUGCCUAGAUGACAAGUCUACUAACUAUAUCAAUCGGGUAGAGGUCUCUCUGAUGGCUCCGUACGGCAAUCACCGACAGCUGGAUUUCGACCGCCUGCGUAGCUUGGUCAGCUCCAAGGUUUGCGAACUGGAGGAUCAUGUCUGGGCGCUUCGAGAAGACCCAGGUUACUUCACAGAGAUUUCCAAUGACUACAAGGCACAUCGAUCCGAGUAUGUUCAAUCUACGGACAGCAACGCGGCUGCAAUACUGAAACAGCCACCCCACGUGAUGACCGGCGCUAUCCUUCGCGAGCUCGUCCUUGGGGCCUACCUACCUCUCUUCUACUGGCAAGAGUGCUUGCGUCUUGUGACAGCGUUGCGGUCCACGGCCAUCGAGGAGAACUUCAACUUUCCUCACGACCAAGAUCUUCCUGAAGGAUAUCACGUGAACUUUCUGCUCUUGUGGACAAUGCUUCAUGUGCUGCACACAGAUAAGCACGAAACCUUCCGGCACACCCUCCUUGGAUGUCCGAAUAUGAGACCCUACUUUGUCAAGGCCUAUACUGAUCAGGGCAGUGUCAGAUAUCAUUGCGAGAUUGAUGCUGCACGAGCCAAUGGCGACUCGACAAUACUUCGCUUCCUCGAAGUCUUACUCAGAAUCUGGGAACCGUUUUCACCCCCCACCGUUGGCUUUAUCGCCGAGCUGGAUGACCUAGAAAGGAUGGCCACUAAAGUACCGGAUGUCAAAGGGCUGGUGUCGUCUUUGGCAUGGUCAGAGUUUUCUCAGCUGUCCAUCUCCUCGGAGUGCAUCCAGCAGAUUCGAUCGUAUCAACCUUGGGCAACGAAAAUCCAGAAUGAUGUGGAACAGCUUAGACCACUGCUGAUGUCGUGGUUCAGACGUCUUGGACUCAAGUGGGAGCCUAUAGCACAUCUGCGACGUUUCGAGGAUGUCGCCUUAGCGCUCAAGGCAGAUCCUUCAGACGGCAAGUUCUAUUAUCCAUCUACCGAGAAACAGACCAAGAAGACGACGGAGGCGAUGCGCCUUGCAGAGAAAAACCUAGACGCCUUUUGGUUGGCUGCAGACACUUUCUGUGAGAAUUUGACUGGAACGAGCUUACCUGAUCUGCUGUUGCGGCAUAGAGAUGCUGGACGCGCUGUUCGCCGCACUGCACCCUGGACCGAAGCCCUUCCACAGCGCCAUGAAGAGAGAGUUGACGAAAACAUCAGCAACCCGGUCACUACCAGUGGUGAGCACAACAAAUCCCAGGCCUUGAUCAGGGAGAAGAUCAAGACUCGUGGCACCGACGUGUCAGCCAGUCUUACUGGUACUGAUCAGCGUCUGGCCAACGAGAUCGUAAAGUCUCCAACGCCGAAAUUGAACGUCGACAAGCGAUCUUAUCUCCUGUUCAAGACCUUAUUUUUCUCCCCUUCAGCGCGAGAUGUACCAGGUGAAGUAUCUUGGAAGGACUUCGUUCACGCUAUGGUGCAGCGCGGCUUCGAAGCAGAGAAGCUCCACGGGUCUGCUUGGAGAUUCACACCAGCCUUGGACACAGAGCGUGCGAUCCAAUUCCAUGCUCCACACGGCGCGCUCAGCAAACUUCCUCUCACGUGGGCGAGGCGGUAUGGCAGAAGGCUGGAGAGAGAGUAUGGGUGGACGGGUGAGAUGUUUACUCUUGCCUAG
Messenger RNA from Alternaria hordeiaustralica, 2487 nucleotides. RefSeq lists its product as uncharacterized. The record is from RefSeq and is a predicted model, not a curated record. The transcript has a single exon. NCBI's taxonomy places the organism in Eukaryota, Fungi, Ascomycota, Dothideomycetes, Pleosporales, Pleosporaceae. Bases 1 to 2487 code for a protein of 828 amino acids.